AUGUCUGCCUCAGUAAACCAGUCCGCGCCGAUUGACCAACCCGGCGCCUCAAAUUACAUCCUCGCCUUCAUUGCUGUAGGCUGCGCCUGGGGAUUGACAACGCCCUUUAUCCGUCGUGCUGCGCGCACGCACAGCCCCGCGCCGCACCCCAUCCUGGAGGCCGAGCACGUGCGAACCAGCUUCCUCCGGUCAAGGAUCUAUGGCGCCUUCUUCGCCGUAAUCGAUCUGUUGCGAAACCCGCGCUACGCCGUACCUCUGCUGUUGAACCUGACGGGUAGCGUCUGGUUUUUUCUGCUGAUAGGAAAUGCUGAGCUCAGCCUGACGGUGCCCAUUGUCAACACCAUGGCUUUCCUAUUCACAGUCAUUGGCGAGUGGUGGGUAGAAAACAAGGUCAUCAGCCGAGACACCAUGCUUGGAAUGCUUCUGUCACUUGGUGGUAUAGCAUUGUGUGUUCAAAGCAAACUAUGA
Pyricularia pennisetigena is the source of this 468-nucleotide messenger RNA. RefSeq lists its product as uncharacterized. Lineage: Eukaryota; Fungi; Ascomycota; Sordariomycetes; Magnaporthales; Pyriculariaceae. The record is from RefSeq and is a predicted model, not a curated record. The transcript is spliced from 2 exons. Bases 1 to 468 code for a protein of 155 amino acids.